Molecule: messenger RNA, 3236 nt
Organism: Aethalodelphis obliquidens (Pacific white-sided dolphin)
Lineage: Eukaryota; Metazoa; Chordata; Mammalia; Artiodactyla; Delphinidae
Gene: EPB41L5
Product: erythrocyte membrane protein band 4.1 like 5
Exons: 26
Coding region: 122-2353 (743 amino acids)
Biological process (GO): actomyosin structure organization
Cellular component (GO): cytoskeleton
Molecular function (GO): cytoskeletal protein binding
Source: RefSeq, a predicted model, not a curated record
UUAGUGCGGUGGGCGCGCCUCUGGCCGCCAUUUCUCGGCGUCUCCCCGGAGCCGACCCCUGGCGCUUCGCGUGGGUCUCUCUCCCCUCUCGUGGCUGCGGGUGGUCGCCGCCAGUGACAAAAUGCUGAGCUUCUUCCGCAGAACGCUCGGCCGCCGGUCGAUGCGCAGACAGGCCGAGAGGGACCGGCUCCGCGAGGCCCAGCGUGCAGCCAUGCACAUCCCUGCGGCCGGGGACGCGAGGGCCGUCAUCACCUGCCGAGUGUCCCUCCUGGACGGGACCGACGUCAGUGUGGACUUGCCGAAAAAAGCCAAAGGACAAGAGCUGUUUGAUCAGAUUAUGUACCACUUGGACCUUAUUGAAAGCGACUAUUUUGGACUGAGAUUUAUGGAUUCGGCACAAGUAGCACAUUGGUUGGAUGGUACAAAAAGCAUCAAAAAGCAAGUAAAAAUUGGUUCACCCUAUUGUCUGCAUCUUCGAGUUAAGUUUUACUCCUCAGAACCAAAUAAUCUUCGUGAAGAACGAACCCGGUACUUAUUUGUUCUUCAAUUAAAACAAGAUAUUCUCAGUGGAAAGUUGGAGUGUCCUUUUGAUACAGCGGUUCAGUUGGCAGCUUAUAACUUGCAGGCUGAACUUGGUGACUACGACCUUGCCGAGCACAGUCCUGAACUUGUGUCUGAGUUCAGGUUUGUGCCCGUUCAGACGGAAGAGAUGGAGCUGGCUGUUUUUGAGAAAUGGAAGGAAUGCAGAGGUCAGACACCAGCACAAGCUGAAACCAAUUAUCUGAAUAAAGCCAAGUGGCUAGAAAUGUAUGGGGUUGAUAUGCAUGUGGUCAAGGCCAGAGAUGGGAAUGACUACAGUUUGGGACUGACCCCAACAGGAGUCCUUGUUUUUGAAGGAGAGACCAAAAUUGGCUUAUUUUUUUGGCCCAAGAUAACCAGAUUGGAUUUUAAGAAGAAUAAACUAACCUUGGUGGUUGUAGAAGAUGAUGAUCAGGUACAGUUCCCCAAGGGUAACCACUCUCCUGGCCUGGCUUUAAGACCAGAGGGCAAAGAACAGGAGCAUACGUUUGUCUUCAGACUGGAUCACCCCAAAGCGUGCAAACAUUUAUGGAAGUGUGCUGUGGAGCAUCACGCCUUCUUCCGCCUCCGAGGCCCUGUCCAGAAGCGUUCUCACCGAUCGGGAUUUAUUCGAUUAGGGUCGCGGUUUAGAUACAGUGGGAAAACUGAGUAUCAGACCACAAAAACCAAUAAAGCAAGAAGAUCAGCAUCCUUUGAAAGGAGGCCCAGCAAACGGUAUUCUCGACGAACUCUGCAAAUGCAAGGAAAACCUGAAGAACUCAGUGUUCACAGUAAUGUUUCAGCUCAGAGUAAUGGCUCCCGACAGGCUUGGGGUGUGAGAUCCACUGUGCCUGUGAUUCCUUCCGUUCCCUCUGGUCCUUUGCUCGUGCAAGUUGAGAAUCUUCCAAGGAGUCCCGGAGCAGACCAGCAUGACGAGAAAUGCUUGCCUCUGAAGAUUGAUUUGCUAGAUAGUCCAGACUUACUGGAAACAACCAUUGAUGAUGUAGUUGGGGCACCUGACACCAUGGCCAUGUCCCAAGCCCCAGGUGAAGUGAGCACAGCCACCAGGCAGGCUGGAUUAGAGGGGCUGGAAGCAUUAAAAGAUGUCUCAGAGAAGCUCAAACACCUUGAAAUGGAAAGUGGUCCUUUGCCAGCCAGUCAUCCCAACAGGGACGUUAACAUCAGCAACCAGGAGGAAGUGGUGAAGUUAACUGAGAAAUGUCUGAAUAAUGCCAUUGACAGCCCAGCACUGAAUGCCAGGAGAGUUCCUCCUGACUUGAAGAGUAACAUUUUGAAGGCUCAUGUAGAAGCAGUGCAGAAGGUUACAAGAGAAGAUAGCUUAUUAAGUCAUAAAAAUGCCAGUGUUCAGGAUGCUGCCACCAACAGUGCUGAGUUAAAUGAGAACGCCAUGCCCGGCCCUGGAGGGUCUCUCAUUCCGAUGCGAACCACACCUGCAGAAAAUGGGCCUGCUCUAAAGGAUGCUACAGAUGAAUUGGAUGCCUUGCUUUUAUCUCUAACUGAGAAUCUCAUUGACCACACAACCACACCUCAGGUAUCUUCCAUAUCCACGAUCACACCCCGUUGGAUUGUGCCACAGAGCGCUGCCCUUCCUAACGGGCUUGCAGGAGACAGCGGGCUCUCGCCGGCCGGGAAGGAGGGGCCUGGCAACAGAGGUGUGGUCUCCCUCAUCUCUCCCCCAGCGCCGUUCUUCGUGGAUGCUGUGACCAGCUCGGCUCCAGCCUCUGCUGGAGAAGCCACCUUGAAGCAGAAGUGUUUGCUGACAACAGAGCUCUGAGGGGCGGCCACUCCUCACCGUGACCCGAGGCCGGGCCCUCCAGCCGUCCGUCCUGGAGUCCGCUUCUGCUGGAGCUGGUUCUGCACUUGUGGGUAAAAGAGCUCACCCGGGUGUGACUUCACCUCUGUGAAAAAGCAGUUACAUUUCCGUCCAGCAGGAAGGGCGUAAUUACACUACACGUUAGCCCAAGUGAGCGUCUGUGAUCUUUUACUUUCUCUCAUUUCGUUUGAAGUUGUGAAUUCUGCCGCGGGGGAUCCCUUUCCCUGUGGCUUUCUCCGAGCUCUUUGCUCCGCCCAGUGGUUGUGACUGUUCAUGACGCCCCCUGGGUGGGCCGUCCCUGGUGGUCAGCAGCCUUGGGAAGGUUACUUCUCUCUCUGGUGUCAGGGUGAGUGUCCUUGAUGUGAAUGCCUGCUAUAGAAAUUGUACCCUUCUGUGCAUUGCCUGGAAAUCAGGAAUUGAGGUAGAUUAAUUAUUACUAAAGAGAGGUUUUUAGAAUACAGAGGGUUUUCAGAUGUCUCCCAUACUUUUGACUUUUUGCUGGACUGGCUAUCUUAAUACUCCAAGUUUACAUCAAGGUAAGAUAGACCUUGAGAAGAAUUACAGAGGAAUCAGUUGCCCGGCACAGUUUUUCAGCCCAGCCGUCCCUUGGGAAGCACACCUGCGUGGAGCGCACGCGCAUCCUGUAGCUUUUGGCCUGGAAGGGGUGGGGUGGCCGCAGAGACCCCCAGGCGUCCACACGGCUCCCUGGGCUGCGUGGGGUUGAAGGCUGAGGUCGGCUCAGGCGGCGAAGGAGAGCACAGUAGUUUCCAGGUCCCCAUUUGGACGUAGGCUCCAUUUCCUUUUAAUGUAAGCUGAAUAAAUUCAGAUGGUGUAAACUGAAGGA